Chlorella variabilis is the source of this 531-nucleotide messenger RNA. RefSeq lists its product as hypothetical. Gene Ontology annotation, cellular component: TIM22 mitochondrial import inner membrane insertion complex. The transcript has 5 exons. The coding region runs from base 1 to 531 and encodes 176 amino acids. Lineage: Eukaryota; Viridiplantae; Chlorophyta; Trebouxiophyceae; Chlorellales; Chlorellaceae. Gene Ontology annotation, biological process: protein insertion into mitochondrial inner membrane. Gene Ontology annotation, molecular function: transmembrane protein transporter activity. The record is from RefSeq and is a predicted model, not a curated record.
AUGUCGGCCUCAGCAUCAGUAGAGGUGCCUGAGGCGCCUGCCAGCAGCAGCAGCCAGGCGCCGCAAGACCAGUCCCACCUGCCUCCUGGCAAGCGCAACUAUAGACGAAUUGAGGCUCCCACGGCAGAGCAAAUAGCUUCGGAGGACUUUAUGAACAACUGUGUGGUGCGCACGGUUUUGAGCGCGGUGAUGGGGAGCGGCAUGGGCGUCAUGUUUGGCAUCUUCAUGGGCACCAUGGACACGGGGUCCACCAUUGGCGGCACUGUUGAGUACCAGAAGCAGAUGCUGCGGCAGGCAUUCCGGGAGAUGGCCAAGAACACGAUGAGCAAGAGCAAGUCGUAUGCCAAGGGCUUUGCCGCCAUGGGCGCGCUGUUUGCUGGCACCGAGUGCCUGAUCGAGUCGUACCGGGCUCGGCACGACAGCCGCAACAGCAUCUACGCGGGUUGCGCCACGGGGGCCAUCCUGGCGCACAGCGGCGGGCCCAAGGCGUGCGCUAUAGGAUGUGGGAGAAAAUAUGGCACAAAAGACUAA